AUGGCUAAACCCACGAACCCCAAGGUUGAAACUAAGGUAUUAACGUCCAAAGUCGGCCAGAGCGGUAGCCCAAGCAAAACGCCAGAUAUUCUGUGGAAGGAGGCCGUCCAGAGGUUCCUCGACGAGAAUCAUAUCAGGAUUGAAACAUUGGAACUAAAUGGCGAUUUCGGAGAUGCGGAUGACGGGGUCGAAAAGGCCUCAAAAAUGUUCCAGAGAGCACGACAUCCGAAGAAUAAAACUGACAAGGUCAUCAAAGCUGUGGGCGGAUGCUUGGACUUUAUAGAUGGGACUGUUGACUUUCUCAAGGAUUCCGUGCCCGACGGCUAUGGCACACCUGCAAAGAUCAUUGCUGGUACGAUUUCCUACAUGAUUCAGGCGGCCAAAAAUAUGACAGAGGACUUUGACCUCAUCGAAGAAACCUUCGACAGUAUUCACCAAGCCAUCAAGGAUAUCGGCCUGCUGAAAGACCGCCACACUCAGCAAGAUCAUUUCACGAGUCGCCUCAUGGAUAUCUUCCUCAAAUUGUUUGAAUUUUGCCAAUAUAGCACCAAAAUGUUCAAGGAAUAUAGCCGCAAAAGGCUGUACAUCACCGCGCUCAUGAAGGGAAGAAACAAGAAUAUCCAGAACAAGUGUGAUGAAGUCAAUAAAGCCAUAUUGCUCUUUCGAGCCACGGUGCCACUCAAAAUCCUCGAGGUCACUAUUGACAUGAAUAAAAAGAUUGACGACCUACCCAGCAGCUUAGUCAUUGCGCUGCAGCGAAUGAACCUCAAGGCGUCGGAGAUGCAGCAAAUUUUGGGUCCAAAGAAAUCCAUCACGGUGGAAAGGAUCAUGAAGACCUUCAAGGACAGCGGCCUCGAUGUCGACGCCAAGCGUUUCAUGGAAAAGCAAAUGAAUUUGAUCAACACCCACAUCGCCCCAGACACUUUCUUAUGGUUGAGGGACGAACCGUCCUAUAAAUCGUGGCUCAGCGGUCAGGCCUCGCCCUUCAUCUACAUCUCAGGUUCCUCGGGUGCUGGGAAGACCUAUCUGACUUGCAGGUACUACAGUCUGAUCCAAGCGAACACCAAGGCUAACCAGAUAACCGCCGAGCUAGAGGGGAGCCGGCAGAGCACAUCAGUGGCAUGUUUCCUCUUUGAGUCAGGCAAAGAGGAUUCACAGUCCUUCCAGGCCGUCCUCGCUACGCUAAUCCUGCAAAUUGCUGAGCAGGACCCUAAGCUCUGUGAGUCCAUGGGUCGAGAGUUGGAGAAGAUGCCAAAAGGCGGUGACGAUGAUCUGAGCAUCGAAUAUCUUUGGAAAACUUUGAUCCUGAAGAAAUUUGAGAAAGCUUCAGAAACAUCAAGGACUUGCUAUCUCCUCCUUGACGGCGUCGAGCAGAUGAAACCGAAUCACUGUCAGAACAUGUUGAAGCGUUUCCAGGCCCUAGAUGGCGACAAGCACUGCAUUCGCAUCAUGAUGACGGGACCUCCCAUCAUGCACGAGAAAUUGGGUCUGAAAUCAUUGCUCAAGAUCAAUUUGGACGAGAAAACCAAGUCAGCAGGAGACAUCUCAAAGAUCAUCGACCAUCGCAUCAAAAAUUCCAAGAACCUCAAAAAUUGCUCGGCCGCCGCCCAGGAAAAGAUAAAAGCAAAACUCUACUCCUGGAAAGAAAGUGCUAUGUCCUCCGUUGACCUUAUGCUCAGUGUCAUGGAAGAUAGCGGGGGCGACGAGGCCGCCGCAAUGACCAAAUUAGAAGGCGCAGACAGCCCCGAAUGGCUUUACAGGACAAUGAUCGAGAUCGUCAAGGCCGAAACCAAGAGGAGUGGCGACGACCAGAAGAGCCUCGAAAAGUUGUUUGCGUGGUGCACCUACGCAAAGCAGCCUUUGCGUGUCGAUCAACUAGAACAUCUCUGGGCUCUUGACACUUCGUCAGACAAAUUCGAUGUCAGAAGUGAGAUCGAGGGAAAGUCGUCCAGUUUGCUCUAUACGAAGAAGACAGCGGACAAUCGGCCGACAUUAUAUGGCGACACAGAUACCAUGCCCAUGGUUAAUAUAGAGCAUGAGUACGUCUUCUUCCGACAGGCCGCAUUCAAAGAGUAUCUGGAAACGAACAAGAACAAGAUGAUCGAAGAUCCAAUUCAAGAAAGAGUGAAUAUUUUUGUCACUCUUUGUGAGAUCCUCUGUGGUCAGAAUGCCGUUGGAGAUUCUCCUAGACAAUCAUUUCGCGAGUACGCAACGGUCAGUCUGAUGGAGCAUUUCAGGGAUAUAGACAUCCGACAGACCUCACCAAAGCAGAGCGCGGACGUUGUUGAAGCUUUGUCGCGGGUAUUGUCCAAUGACAACAACGUCUGUGCCGUUUUCGAGGCAGUCCUGGAUCGCCAGGGGAGAGAUUACGUAGAAUUUGACCUCUACGAUACUUUUCGUCCUGACACAAUGUUCCGGAGGUGGGAAAGGGCCGGUACCUUACUUGUCUGGGCAAAGAAACUGCACUUUUACGAGGAGGAGGAGCUGUCAUUUCGCGCGAGAGAGUGGGUUGAGGCAAGCAUCAAGGCGCCACAGAAGAUGUUGGAGACUCUCGGCCGGGGUCAUCUCGAGAACUGGGCGCAAGCGGUGACGGAGCAAGAUGCAGUUGUCCCUUAUACGCUUGCCUAUCGCGCCCUGUCAACGACAGGGAUAUUUGCGGAUGUUGUGGCCGACACAAUGUCCAAAAUGACCACCGCGAUGCUGGAAUAUGGGCGAGAGCACUGUUUCAAAGACUCAGUGAAGCUUUCCCGGGCCCGGAUCUCAGCAGCCUUGCUGUUGAAUACCGAUUCGAAUACUCCCGUUGAUCGGGACAUAGCUGCCAAACUCUAUGAGACAAAUAUAAAACUGAAGGAUACACCUGGCCCGGAGAAGUUCUAUUCUUCACUAGGUCUAGCCGAGUACCACGCCAACACAGGGAACGAUGAUGAUCCUCCCGAUCUCGUUCGGAAGAAGUGGGAAAUGGUGCAAAAGCACACAGGCUAUACGCUCCAGCAAUGGACCGACGAGAAGGGAGCACUCGGCUCUGAAUUGAACAAUGAGCGCUGUACUGAGGCGUACUUGCUUGAGGCCCAAGCAUGGAGCAAAUUAGACAAGGACGACAAGGCCCUUGAGACCUGCAAACACGCUUUGCAACCAGGCGCACUGCAAUUCAGCUCCAAAAUCCUUGAAUUUUUAACAAUGAUUGUCGAGAUAUAUUUCAAGCGGAAACAAUUUGCCAGGGUCAUUGAUGAAGUUCAGCAACAGUCGCAUCAAAUCAAAUGCGAAUGGAUGCUGUCUCGGUCAGAGUACUUGACCGACAAGGACGAUCGUCUGCGACAAGCCGCGGUGUUGUCCCGACGAGUGGACGUCCUCAUUCAAUUAUGGGAAGAAGCAAUCGAUUACUGGCAGCAACUUUCGCCAUUCGCGGCCGGAAGACUUAGGGUUGGACUAGCAAUAGUGUACAGACACGACGCUCGCACAACGAAGAUGGCAGAAGCAGUUCUUGACAGCAUGAUUGUAGCCAUCAUGGCAGAUCCUAACAUGUUGAAAGGGGGUCUUAUUCAGUCCAUCUUCCCGACGACGGUGGACAUCAUCUACGAAAACUUCAGCCUCACUUCUUCCGAUGAAACCAAGAAAAGGGUCUUGACGAAGCUGGAGAAUCUGAUCAAUGAGUUCGCGCCCACCGUGCCGAGAGGCACCCUCGAGCAGAUGCAUCUGGCUAGGGCGAUGAUCACCCUGGCGAAGAUGCAGAGAAAAUCGGGAGCGCCGGAAGCGGCCAAAGAGGCAGCGGUCUGGGCCGAGCGCGCCUUCCAAUAUUGUAUCGCCGAUCUUGAGGACUCGGUCGGAUCCAAUGAUUGCAACGCGUUUCGUUCGCUUGCCAAAGUUUUGAUGUUUGCGGGACUCAAAACGGAAGCUGUGAUUGCCCUGUCGCUGUGGUUUUCAGAGGUGAGAGAGUAUGACGACUCACAACCACGUCCUCUCCGUUCCGUCGACGAGCCUGCAGCAGAAAAUAUCAUUUUAAUGGAAGAGGAAGAUGUCGCUGCAGAAGAAGCCCAACACGAUGGUUUAGCUGGAAUAAACCCGUCGCAGCAGACGCAGGCGGAAGAUGAAAGAAAUCGCGAAGAUGAUCCGACAAGAAAAUCGUCCGCGGUCGACCAUGAGGCUCCGCCUCAAGAAAAUCCAUCAAACGGACAUUUUGGCGUUGGCGGUCCUGUCAUCUUGGACGAUCCUGCAAGUGGCGGAUGCCACCCUCCUGAGCAAUUGGAGAUACAGACUCGAGAGGCAGAAGGAAGCUUACUAAAAGCCAGCGACUAUCCUAUCCACAACGGCGAUACUCCAGUAGAGAAUGGCAUAUUGCCGGAAGUGCCUGGCGAUGCAGGAUCUCAGCCUCAUAUUCCUAACGGAGUGGGGUCCGAAGGACUAGACGAACAUGGACCUCCUGAUUUGCAUGGAGUUCCUAAGCCUGAGGAGGAGGAGGAGGAGGAGGACAAAGAGGACCUUAUCGAGGGCGAAAUUUCGUGCAAUGGCCCCUGCGAGCAUCCCCCUCUGACCAGGUGGCUCCCGGGUGUCAAAUUCUACUACUGCCUCGACUGCGAAGAAGUCGACCUCUGCGCCGACUGCCACGCCGCCCAGGAGAAGUAUUUCACGGAGCAUGGCGACGGGUUCUGGAUGAAGUGCUGCUGGGCGCGACACGAGUUCCUGGAGGUCCCGAUCGAGGGCUGGAAGGGCGUCAAGGACGGAGAGAUAUGGAUCAAUGACAAGAAGAAGUCGUGGGUCGAUUGGUUGGCAUCGGUCAAGGAGAAGUGGAACAGGCAGAUGGUGGCCGCCGCGAAGUAG
Cladophialophora psammophila CBS 110553 is the source of this 4815-nucleotide messenger RNA. RefSeq lists its product as uncharacterized. The transcript has 7 exons. Bases 1 to 4815 code for a protein of 1604 amino acids. Lineage: Eukaryota; Fungi; Ascomycota; Eurotiomycetes; Chaetothyriales; Herpotrichiellaceae. The record is from RefSeq and is a predicted model, not a curated record.